GCGAGUCUCGCCGUCCGCGAGAGCCUAGAGCAGUGCAAAAUAAGCCUCGGCCAACGAACGAACCCAAUUACGGCGGUUUUGUGUGGAACCUUCUUAUGCUGCGAAGUAUGGAGGUGUAAGAAGUGUUACCCACUAGUCAUUUGGUUCCAACAGUAAAUCCUUGAUCAUGAAAAUGGUUUUGUCACAGCGUCAAAGAGAGGAACUUAAUAAGGCCAUAGCUGACUACUUGUGCAGCAAUGGCUACAUGGAUGCCUUGGAAGCCUUCAAGGCCGAAGCAGACAUGCCUGGGGAGAUCGAACGGAAAUAUGCUGGUCUCUUGGAAAAGAAGUGGACCUCAGUCAUCAGGCUCCAGAAAAAGGUUAUGGAACUUGAGGUAAAGUUAAAUGAAGCAGAGCGUGAAUAUAUUGCUGGCGCACCUACUCGAGACAAGCGAUCUCCUGCAGAAUGGAUUCCAAGACCUCCAGAGAAGUAUUGCCUCUCUGGGCACAGGGCACCAGUUACUAGGGUAAUUUUCCACCCUUUGUAUUCUGUGAUGGUAUCUUCAAGCGAGGAUGGAACUAUUAAAGUUUGGGAUUAUGAGACCGGAGACUAUGAAAAGACAUUAAAAGGUCACACUGACAGUGUUCAAGAUAUUGCUUUUGAUCACACUGGCAAAUUCCUUGUCUCCUGUAGCGCUGAUAUGUCAAUCAAGCUGUGGGACUUCACAUCUUACGAGUGUGUCAAGACGAUGCAUGGCCACGACCACAAUGUAUCCUCAGUCACCUUCAUGCCCUCUGGAGACUACCUCCUCAGUUCCUCCAGAGACAAGACCAUCAAGAUGUGGGAGGUUGCUACAGGAUAUUGCGUGAAGACUUUCACAGGCCACCGGGAGUGGGUGAGGAUGGUACGGGUGUGUAGUGAUGGCUCCCUUAUUGCUUCCUGCUCCAAUGACCAGACAGUGCGCGUGUGGCUAACAGCAACAAAGGAGUGUAAAGCUGAACUCCGAGAACACGACCAUGUGGUUGAGUGCAUUGCGUGGUGUGAGGGCAGUGCGUGCACUUCUGUUAAUGAAGCUGUCGCAACAGAUAACCGUAAACCUAAUUAUAAGGGCCCAUUCUUGAUUUCAGGGUCAAGAGAUAAAACAAUUAAGAUAUGGGAUGUUGGCGUAGGACUUUGCCUCUUCACUCUGGUUGGUCAUGACAACUGGGUGCGCGGUCUCCUGGUGCACCCAGGAGGGAAGUAUAUUCUCUCAGCCUCAGAUGACAAAACUGUACGCAUGUGGGACAUAAAGAACAAACGAUGCCAAAAAACUCUGGAUGCUCACUCCCAUUUCUGUACAUCAUUAGAUAUGCACCGGAGUGCCCCUUAUGUGAUCACGGGCAGUGUGGACCAGACGAUCAAGGUGUGGGAGUGCCGCUAAUGAUGGAAUUGAAGGAGCCAUCCCCACCUCCCCCUCC
Penaeus vannamei (Pacific white shrimp) is the source of this 1436-nucleotide messenger RNA. Lineage: Eukaryota; Metazoa; Arthropoda; Malacostraca; Decapoda; Penaeidae. The record is from RefSeq and is a predicted model, not a curated record.